Messenger RNA from Aphanomyces invadans, 2212 nucleotides. RefSeq lists its product as hypothetical. NCBI's taxonomy places the organism in Eukaryota, Oomycota, Saprolegniomycetes, Saprolegniales, Verrucalvaceae. The transcript is spliced from 10 exons. Bases 85 to 2172 code for a protein of 695 amino acids. The record is from RefSeq and is a predicted model, not a curated record.
CUGGUUCACACGAAUCUUUGGGUGGGGAGGCCACGACGACGACGGACCCUCUGCUGCAUCUCGCUGCACACACGCGUCUUGCCGAUGCUAAAGCAAGGGUCGACCGUCCGCGACUUUGCGUCAGCCUUUGAGCAUGAGCGGCAGGCGUUGGUAAAAGAUCUCGAGUCGAUGCGUCUACAACUCGUUCGCAAGGACGACCAGAGCAAGAAGAACGCGGCGACGGCAAGCGCGCAGAUGAUUGCGCUCAAGAAGGAGCUCAGCGACAUGCAGAGCCAACGCGUCCUCGUUGAGAAGGAAUGCGACUUGUACCAGCAAAAGUGCAAAGACCUCACGACGCUGCUCGAGACAUCGUACGAUCAGCAUGAAGAAGACCAGACCAAGAUCGUCAAGCUCACGGAAAACCUUAAGCGCCUCAAGAAAAAGUACGACGACGGCCUCGACAUGGCCCGCAAGGAAGCCACGAUAUCGGUCAUGAACACCCACGAAGAGCGCAAGUCGCUCAAAGUCAAUGCCGAGCGGCUGCGGUGCAAGCUGAACAGCGAGCGAAAGGAAUGGAUGGACACCAAGCAGUCCCUCCUCGAAUCGGUCGACGAGCACCGCGCGCGAACAGAGUGCCUCGAGCGCGAACUGCGCGAAGCCAAGUUGAGCGAGAAGAGCUACCGCCUUGGCCAGGAGCAACUGCACGCUGAAAUCCGGAGCUUGAAACACGACUUGGCGGCAGCCGCCACCGACUGCAGCCUCGCCAAAAUCGCCAUCGAAAAGUACAAAAGUGAGAUCUGCCGCGUCGUCGAAGAGACGCGCGCGCAACGCGACAGCGACCAAAUGCUGCUCGAACGGCUCCACAUGGCCCAGGAAGAUGCGGUCAUGGGCUGGCGAAGUCGUACGGCGCUUUACCACGAGAACUGCACGCUCAAGCAAAACUUGUACGCAGCGCAGCAGAAAUACGAAGCCCUGGUGGCGAAACGAAAGGAAGAAAAGGCGGCGAGCAAUAUGCUUACGGAGGAGCUGUCCGACGUGCGGCGGGACACCAAGCGCAUGUCCAUGGCAUGGGAGGUGCAGUCCGUGGAGCAGAUGCAGCGGUUGAAAAGAAGCCACACGGAAGCAAUCGAUCUGCUCAAGGAGCGCCAUGGGGCUGAGUUGCUCCAGCUGCAAGUCGACAGCGAGCGCAAGCUCGCCAAGGCCGAAGCAGCCCAUCGUGUCAUGCUGGACGAGCUCAAGUCCGCGCAUUCCGACCAAGUCCAAGCAGCCCGAGAGAUCGUGGAGAAGCAGAUGCACACUGCGGUGAACCAAGUCCAAGUGCUGUGCGAAGCCACACAGCACAAGCUGCUCAGUGUGACCAAAGAGAAGGAAGGUGCGGAGAUGCAGGUCCAUGAGUUGCAGCUAGAGAUGGACGCGUGGCGCGACAAGGAGAAAAAGUUGAUUCAAAUCAUGGAACAUGCUCAGCGCAUGAACGCGAAUGUCGAAGAGCGCCACUUGUCCCUCGAAUGCAAACACUUGGACGCUCAAAAGCAAGUCGAAGAGCUGACGGCAAGUAUCAAAAGCUUGCAGUCCACGAUCGCAAACCAGCGCGACUUGAUCGACGAGCUCGAGCGGUCCCGCCAGGUCAAGGCGGACGAAUACCUUCGAGAACUCGGGGGAUACGAGACUGAAAAGCUCGAGUGCAUGCGGCGGAUUGCGCACUUGGAAGAGCAGCAUUCGCGAGACGUCCUGGCUUUGGAAGUGAUCAAGCGGAACCAAGACAACACGGUCAAGCAGAUCACGCAGGCGCAGAUGAGUGCGAAUCGUUUGAUCGAGGAACAAGCGAAAACCAUUGAAGAUUUGCUCGAGUCGCGCAUGAAUGAGCCACACGAGGCCGUCGACUCCGCCUCUCCGUGCCGUCGACCGCAAUGCCAGGCCAUGGCCGACGCGUUGCGCGACCUGCAGUCCAACAACCCCAAAUCGUCGUCUGCGCUUCACGUGAACGAGCUCCAAACCCUGCUAAAACAGACCAACCAUCACGUGAGUGUGUUGGAGCGCGAGAAGGAGAGGCUGGCGGCGCUCGUGGACGAGCAAGCCGUGACCAUUCACGAGCUCACAAUGCAAGACGACGACGGGGGCAGCGACACCAGUGCCAAGCACGGUGGCCGCCCUGAAGUGGACAAGUGGAACGACCUGUCAUUCGAGAACGUGUAGAUAUGGGUACAUCCGGAUAAUAUACGAUGGUGAUUGGUCC